Molecule: messenger RNA, 1469 nt
Organism: Trachymyrmex septentrionalis
Lineage: Eukaryota; Metazoa; Arthropoda; Insecta; Hymenoptera; Formicidae
Exons: 4
Coding region: 803-1387 (194 amino acids)
Source: RefSeq, a predicted model, not a curated record
UUUAUUUUUCGAUCGAUCGGACCUCACAUUGCGCAACAGCAACAAAACGUGAUGUUAGCCAAAUGUGCAUUAUUCGAUUCGCCUAACCGUGAAAUGUCAAUUGCUUGCCCUUAUUAUUUUUUACUAACGUUUGCCGAAACGAUAGGGCAGGAUGAUAUGAAGAGCUCUUGAAAAAAACAAGGAAUGAAUCAUACCAACGUUACUAUUCACGAUAUUUUAUCAGGUGAGUCGAACGAAGGAUUUCCGGAACGAUGACAUUCGUGGUUGGCACGAUGUAUUUUAGGACGCCAGGCGAUCUCCUUGUCCCUACACGUCAUCGGUGGCAUUAUAAUCGCGGUUAUAAUUUGCACUUGCUGCUGCACCCUGCUUGUGAGACACAAGUGUGCGAGGAUUAUUGAUAAGCUGACAGGAAGACGGAAAAAGGAAAAGUAUUUCCCUCCCGACAUCGAGGAAGGACGAAAGAAGUUGCGGAAAAAGAAGAAAAGACCCGUGUCGCCGGACUUGAUACCGACGACGGAAGUAACCGCGCCGAUUAUCCCAAAGGAACCGGUGAGGGCGGAGAGGUUGGAGACCCCGUCACCGACUCCUUGCUACAAAUGUUACAGAAAAAAGAAAAAGGGACGAAGAACGAGGCAGACACGAUGAGAUCGCGGAGAAGAUUAAUCCAUAAGUAAACGAGGCAACGAAAAAUGAGACAUCUUCCCGAAUUGAAAAGAAAUAAAAGCACAUGCUAUAAAAGAAUGAUCUUUUGUUUUUAUCUGCGCGAUUCUUUCUCUUUCUGUAACGUCUCGUUUCAAGAAAAAUGCGGGCGAUCGGUAUUUAUGUCGUAAUUAUCGCGAUAAUUUUUGUCUUAAGAAUCCACGGUACGAUAGACGUGAAUCUGAGCGAAUUGGAGUAUCUCGCAGCUCGACUGAGCCCAGUCGAAUGUAGGCGAUUAAUCGCCGCGCUUCAUUACACGUCUUAUGACUUGCCGAGCAGCUUGGCCGAGGCAGAGCGUAAGGUGGACGAGGAGAUCCCGUGUCUGCGUUUACUUCUUCAUUGGAAUAAUUCUCCCGACGAGGGCCGGGGAAAGACGCACGCGGCGAUUGUACACCGACUUCGACAGCUAAAUCGCAACGAUCUCGCCGAUUGGCUUGGCAAAACUACCUUCAAACAACUGGGAAAGGAUCUGGACAAUGCUAUUACGCUGUCCUUCGACGAGCUCGCCGAGGAAGAAAUGGAAACCAGCACCUUAAUUACAACAACGUCUGUUAUGUGGAUUCAAGAGGAAAAUCCGUGGUUAACAAUCGAUACAAUUCUUAUGGCUGUACUGCUUGGGUUGCUAGGAACGCUAUUUGUUUUAAUUGUGGCUAUUAUCAUACAUACCGUUAAGAGCAAUAAAAAUUAAACAUAAUGUUCUUCCUUUCUAUUUAAGUUUAACUGUGAAGUUUCUAAAAUAUAAAUGUCCACAUGUUAAAGAAUAAAUUAAU